Molecule: messenger RNA, 2448 nt
Organism: Schistosoma spindalis
Lineage: Eukaryota; Metazoa; Platyhelminthes; Trematoda; Strigeidida; Schistosomatidae
Source: the annotation of a GenBank genome assembly
CUCAAAUACUAUUGACUAUUAUUUUAAUGGCGUCAACUAUAUUGCGUAAAUUUUAUCAACAGUCUAUUAGAUGUAUACAAAAUGUGACAUCAGUACCAAUUAAAACUGUUUCAAGUUUAUAUUCAACUGAUGUGGAACCUAAACAGAAUAAAUUAAAAUCACCUGUAAAUUCAUGGAAUGAAUGGGAUCCUUUGGAAGAAAUCAUUGUUGGAACACCAGAAUAUGCGACAGUACCACAUUUGUUACCUGAAGUGAAAACUUGUGCUGCAAGUGCUAAACACAAUUUCUACAUUCAAAAUGGAGGUAAAUAUUGGGCUGAUGUUAUACCAAAAGAACAUUGGCAAUUGUUAUGCAAACAAGUUGAAGAUUUUGUUAAAAUGCUUGAAUUAGAAGGCAUUAAAGUUGUUCGACCUGAUCCAGUCGAUCAUAGAAAGUCAUAUAAACUUCUUGAUUUUGAAACACAAGGCUUCUAUGCUGCUAUGCCAAGAGAUUUCUUAUUAAUUGUCGGUGAUGAAAUAAUCGAAGCGACAAUGACUUGGAGAUCAAGAUAUUUUGAAUAUUUGGCCUAUAGACCACUUGCUUUAAAUUAUUGGAGACAAGGAGCCAAAUGGACAAUCGGACCUAAGCCAACAAAUUUUUCCAAAUUAAUAAGAGAUGAACCUAUUAAUGUAGGUCUCAGUGAUGAAUAUAAUCCAGAUUAUGGAAAAGUGACAACAGAAAGUGAACCAUGCUUUGAUGCUGCGGACUUUAUACGUGCUGGACGGGAUAUUUUUGCACAAAGAAGUCAAGUCACAAAUUUAUCAGGAAUCGAAUGGGUUAGAAGACAUUUAGAACCUCGUGGUAUAAAAGUUCAUAGGCUUUCAUUUGUUGAUCCAAGACCAAUGCAUAUUGAUGCAACAUUUACUUUAGUUAAACCUGGUAUAGCUAUUCAAAACCCUGAUCGUCCGUGUCAUCAAGUUGAUAUUAUCAGAAAAGCCGGUUGGCAAGUUAUCAAUGCACCACAACCAUUAAUGAAAAAAGGUGAGUACAAUACAUUUUAGAUCGACCGAAUAUAGUUACUGAAAUAGUGGGAAUCACUUAAUUGCAAACGUUUAGCAGUAAACAAGUAUGCCGAUCGAACAAUGUAGAUUGGCUAGAUAGAACGAUAUCUUAACAGUUCAUAGACUUGAUUUUUAAUCAGUAGACGGCAUAUUAAGCUUCGAUUGAAACUGUGUAAUCACAUUAGCUAUCAAACAUUGGUGUCUUUUAUAAGUGAAUACAGAGACUUCUACCAAAGUAAUAAGUUACUUUAACAAUUAGUAUCACUACAUUUUUAUUUUCAUUAUUUAAUAUUUGAAUAUAUCUUAAAUUUAUUAUUAUGGUUGAAUAGCAGAGAUUAAUUACUAUUCUUAAAAUGUUUCAAAAUACUCGCUCAGCUAUAGCUUAUCUGAGAGUAAAUGGUUAUCUCGGACGGAAAAAUUCACUAUCUCCUUAUUUCAAAGGCUAAAUAAAGAAGUAUUGUCAAUACACUAUAUCUAAGGUUUUUAGAAAGAGUAUAUCUACACGGUAUACUAAAAUGAAUGUAGAUAAAGAAAUAAAUAGCAGAAUCAGUAGCUACGAAAAUUGUAUGCGGUGUAGAAGCGACCUGCAGACACAGGUUAGUAAUCAUGAUUCAUUGACAAAUAAUUGGAAUAUUCAUUACUUUAUUUGGUAUUAAAUAAUAGAUUGAUUUGCUAUGAAAACUAUCUGUCUUUCUUAUUCUUAUGUUUUGUGUGCAAAUCAAUUAGUUUUCUAUCAAUCAAGUUGACUUUAUGGAGCGUCCUUCAAAUAGCCUUUACACUUCAUGUGAUUCAUAGAUAGCAUCUGAGUACCGAAAUACAAAAUAUACAUGGUCGGUACUGAGGAGGUGCACUAUGCAAGAGUAAUAUAAAGUAAUUAUUUUCUAGUAUCAGGUUUCAAUCUGUCAUAUUCCCUGUCAGUGAGAAGAUUUUGAAAUAUUGAGCAUAACCUUUUAAAAUAAAAAAAAGGAAGUUUUAAUGUAAAAUAACUCCCUACUUUUUAUUUUUUAAUAUAUAGAUCAUGAAAUGUGGCUUGGUUCCAACUGGUUAUCAAUGAAUGUCUUGAUGCUAGAUCAGAAUAGAGUAAUUGUAGAAUCUGAAGAGACAGGGAUUCAAGAAAUGUACAGAAGUAUAGGAAUUAAACCAAUCAAUGUAAAAUUUAAAUAUGCCAAUUCGAUUGGAGGAGGGUUUCAUUGUUGGACGUGCGAUAUAAGACGGCAAAGUAAACUUGAAUCAUAUUUCGACUGGUCCAAAGGUGAAAUACCAAGAAUUUGAAAUAUAUAUAUUUGCAAUAAACGGAUGUAAAAUGUAGAGACGUUUUUGAUUUUCUUUUUGUAUUAUUGUUAUUGUUAAAGAUAAAUAUAAUGUAUUUGACUUGUAGAAAUACAAAUAUAAUCUAACAUUAAAAUUA